This is a messenger RNA of Cyphomyrmex costatus, 7625 nucleotides long. Its product is annotated as protein turtle. Bases 115 to 3936 code for a protein of 1273 amino acids. Gene Ontology annotation, molecular function: cell-cell adhesion mediator activity. NCBI's taxonomy places the organism in Eukaryota, Metazoa, Arthropoda, Insecta, Hymenoptera, Formicidae. The record is from RefSeq and is a predicted model, not a curated record. Gene Ontology annotation, biological process: dendrite self-avoidance; homophilic cell-cell adhesion; axon guidance. The transcript has 14 exons. Gene Ontology annotation, cellular component: axon; plasma membrane.
ACUGACCACGAAGCGAUCCUCGCUUCCGGUCAGCCUACCUGCACAGGCUGCCGGCGAUCGUACAGGCGCCAGGAGAGCGAAGCGGUUGAAAAAAAGGAGAUUCUGAAGCGACGCAUGCCCGAAUCAGAUGAGAUCGGUGCGGUGUACCGGAAGCUGCGGCUUUGUCUGGGCCUUUUCGAGCACGCGAGUAAAAACGAUGAAGCGGAAGAAGACGACGAAGAGAAGAGGCAUCGAUUACGGUGGUGUCACAGAGGCUUCCGACGAAUCGUGGAAGUGGCGACGAGGGCUCUGCUCCUUGGCAUCGCGCUUCUCGUCACGCCAGGACUCUGUCAACAGGAUGCGGUGCACAUCACGGCUAUUCUCGGGGAGAGCGUUGUCUUCAACUGUCACGUAGAGUUCCCCGGUGAGCACCCAGUGCCCUACGUUCUCCAAUGGGAGAAGAAGGGGCAGGAGACACCGAUAUACAUAUGGUACGAGUCGUACCCGACCCACAGUGGCGAAGGAUACGAGGGUCGUGUCUCGAGGGUGAGCGAGAAUUCACCGUACGGCCAGGCGAGCCUCAAUCUGACGAAUAUCCGCGAGAGCGAUCAAGGAUGGUACAAGUGCAAGGUCGUCUUCCUCAACAGGUCGCCCAACAGUCACAAGAACGGUACCUGGUUUCAUCUAGACGUCCACGCGCCACCCAGAUUCAGCAUAACGCCGGAUGAUAUGAUAUAUGUGAAUCUGGGCGAUGCGAUAAUACUCAACUGCCAGGCUGAGGGUACCCCGACGCCAGAGAUCCUUUGGUACAAGGACGCGAAUCCGGUUGAGCCCAACGGCCGAGACGUCGGGAUAUUCAACGACGGCACGGAGCUCAGGCUCUCGACGAUCAAGAACGACGACAUCGGCGAUUACACCUGCAUCGCCAGGAACGGGGAGGGCCAGAUUAGCCAUACCGCGCGCGUCAUCAUCGCCGGUGGGGCCGUUAUUAUGGUGCCGCCGACGAAUCAAACGAAGCUAGAAGGUGAGAAGGUGCAAUUUUCUUGCGAGGCAAAGGCACUUCCGGGUAACGUGACAGUGCGCUGGUUUCGCGAAGGCGCACCUGUCACAGAGGUCUCGGCUCUGGAUACCAGAGUGUCCAUCAAGAUGGAUGGUAGUCUGGUUAUCAACCCCGUCAGUGCCGAUGAUUCCGGUCAAUAUCUGUGCGAGGUCACUAAUGGCAUCGGCGACCCUCAGACUGCUAGCGCCUAUCUAAACGUCGAAUAUCCGGCGAAGGUCACGUUUACCCCCACUGUUCAAUACUUGCCGUUCCGUUUGGCCGGUGUGGUCCAGUGUUACAUAAAAGCCAACCCGCCCUUGCAAUACGUGACCUGGACCAAGGAUAAACGCCUACUCGAGCCUUAUCAGACAAAAGACAUUGUUAUCAUGAACAACGGCUCCCUGCUCUUUACACGGGUCAAUGAGAAUCACCAAGGCAGAUAUACCUGCACGCCUUAUAACGCCCAGGGCACGCAGGGCAGCUCGGGUCCGAUGGAGGUCCUCGUACGGAACCCGCCUGUCUUCACCCUUGAGCCGGAACCAGUGUACACGAAGAAGGUCGGAGAAACGGUCGAGAUGCACUGCGAUGCUCAAGAGGCCGACGGAACGCAGAAACCAACGAUACAAUGGCAUCGGAGAGAUGGCGGACCCAUUCAACGCACACGCUCGAAGACUAUCGGUGGCAAUUUAACCAUAGAGAGUCUUCGACGCGCGGAUUUCGGGUUUUAUCAGUGCGUCGCUUCCAACGAAGUUGCCACCAUCUCAGCCUCGACGCAACUGAUCGUCGAGGGAACGCAACCCCAUGCACCUUACAACGUAUCGGGCACUGCCACUCAAUUCGCGGUAACACUAAUUUGGUUACCAGGCUAUUCCGGUGGUCCUGAUUACAAGCAAGAUUAUACUAUCUGGUACAGGGAAUCGGGAACUUCGGAAUGGAAGACAAUCCCCGUGACUCCAUCGGGCAGCACAACGGUAACGAUCAACAAUCUUACGCCUAGCACGCUCUACGAAUUUCAAGUAAUCGGGAAGAAUGCCCUGGGCGAGGGAAUGUUGAGUAAAGUCAUCACAGUCAGGACGCUCGAUGUUAGCCUGCCCCAAUCGGCGACUGAUCAACCCGCCUCUUCGGAUCAAAGUGACAUCGUUGAUUACAAUACCCUCGUAUUACCAACUGAUUCCUCAGGAAACCCCGCAUUUCCGCCAAUCAUACGACCGAAAGGACCAAAGCCAAGUUCUCCCCGGAAUCUCACGGUGACGGAAAUCAGCAACGGUUUCCUGAUAACCUGGCAACCUCCUUCGGAAAAAACCCAUCUUAUCCAAUACUAUACUAUCAAGUACAAGACGGACGGACCUUGGAAAACGCUCAACAAGGGCCAAAUACGACCCGAGGAGACCAGUUAUUUAGUGAAGAACCUGGUCGGUGGUAGGACCUACUAUUUCCAAGUGUUCGCCAACUCAGCGACGAAUUACGGCGCAAGCGACCAGGUGAAGUUUCCCGUGCCGGCUCGUGUUAAGCACAAAGCGAUCACCGCAGGCGUUGUGGGCGGCAUCCUCUUCUUCCUUGUCGCCAUCAUCCUCAGCAUAUGCGCGGUGAAGAUAUGCAAUAAACGGAAGAGACGAAAACAGGAGAAAGAACUGCUUUCAGCGUAUAAUAUGGUGGCCUGCCGGGUCACCGACGCCAGGAACGGCGCAGGGCAGGGGCCCCAGGGAACAGUGCCUUUGAAAAAACCUAGAAAAAGCCGAGUACCAGGUUUAAGCCUUCUGAAGGAGAUCCUGAGCCCGGAUACCCCAGACUCGUGCCGCUGUCGUCCGCUGGGCAAAAUCUCCCGGGCGGCCGACGGCCGCUUCGUCGUGGCGGACUCGGUUAUCAGCUCGGCCAACAACAGCAUCCUGGACGUUUCCAGCAGCGACGACGGUGGUUUCCUGCCAAAGCAACGGCUUAAAUCUUCGUGGCGACGCCCUCUGGUUGGCAUCAGUCAGCUCAGUCUGAGAUCCGACGGUAGCGGUGUGUCCAUAGGUCCCCUGCCAUCAAGCUACCACCAUGGCGUUGUAAAUCCUUUGGCGAGGAUACCGCCUGCGAAUGUUUGUACGAUCACGUCACCUAGAUUCCUGGCCAGUUCGCCGAGUGGGGCUCAGGUCCCCUGGACGCCUUUGUACUUCAGCGAUCUCAGCUCUGUCAAACAACCAUCCUCUGGCGAACGUUCCUUCCCGACGCCGCCCGGCUAUCUCCAACUUCGCAGCGUCCACCAACGAUAUAGCCAGGAGUUACCGUCGCUUAAGGCGAUCCAUGCCGAGUCGAGGCGGUUUGUACCGGUUCAGCCGUUAGCGACAUCUUCACCACCGCAGCCGGCUGGACGACCCAGGGCAAGAUUGCCACCAAGACACGCCAGGCACGCCAGAUCGGCACCGGAACUCGCUGCCUCGCCCGACCUGGAAACCUCGCCUGAGAGUAGAUCAAGCAGUUCGGGUUUCGGCAGUAAGAAUACCUCGCAGCAGAAUCAGAGCUCAAGAAGCGGUAGUACGGUCGCUGAAUGGAGACCACCGCCUUAUAGGCCACCCCCACCGCCGUUAGUGGGUCGCUGGCUUGAACUUCAAAAUCAGACCAAGGUGGGACACACGCACAUACAAAAUGCCGUGGACGCCGGCAGCGUUGACGGCCACUACGAGUUCGAUCCGGUGUCGUGCACGCCGACACCAACAUCGGCCUCGACGCCUACGCGGGAGGAGAGACCGCCGAUGCAUCAGAUCCAUACGAUCCAUGUUCCCCACAUCCAUCAAGUGCACACGGUACAUCAACAAGCGCCGAGGUAUAGCAGAGAGAACAUAGAGGCCCGAGUACAGGCGAUGAAGGCGGAAUUUCAUCAGUUUCGGCAGAGACAGGCGAGAAGACGACAAAGCGAGCACUUGGAAAGUGCAUGUUGAAAAAUUUGAAGGAGGUCUUGACGAUCGACCAACGAUUCCUCAUUAGGGUCGCUGCACCGCAAGUUUAACGAUUGAGUUGAAACGAUUCGAAUGGUUGCAGAGGUUAAAUACAUAAUGUGUGAGACGAAAGUAACUCUCAAGAGAACAGCUAAGAGAAAUCUCAGAGGAAGCUAGUUCGUUUGCAAUUAGAUUUUGGUACUGGCUUUCGACUACCGUAGAAAAUCGCGCGUUUCAACACGGCGACGACAACGUGAUCAUCACCGCAGACCAAUCACAACGCAGCACAACGAGGAUCAUCAUCACACGUGAUUCCACAUUUAGAGGAGUUUAAGUCAAUUCUAGUAGCUGGUCAUCCCAUCUACAAAAGAAGGCUGUUAUAAGCAUCAGCUCAGGAUACAUAAGUUUCGCACGACCACGAGACGGGAGCGAUGUAGUAGAACUAUACGUUAAGACGAUAAUCUUUCGGAGUUUCGCUCGUUUUACCGAUUAAGAAGACCGUCAAGUAUCCUAUGCGGGGAGGGGGGGGGAACAAUCUCGAUAUCAUUUACUCGGGGGGGGGGCUAAUAACCCGGCGACGCCGAUCGCGCUGGGACGAUAAUAGAAACGAAGUGCGUAAACGAAAAUGUUCGAAUCCGAUAAUUAUUGGUCAUAUCCCGCGUACACCAACCACGCCUAUGUCCGGUUUAGAGGACCGUGAUUUUUAACGUUACUAUAUAUAAUAAUGUAGAGGAACAUACGGAAGAAUUCACGGGGGACGAAUAGGGAGAAGACGCUCUUUUUUUUAAAAUUCAGUGAAACUGUCCUUAGAGCUAGAGAGUGCGCAGAAGAGAAUGAGAUACACGCCCGAUUGGCUCAAAGGGAUGCUAAACUGUAUCGAAAUUGUCCCGUAUCGCGAUCGGGACGGAAGAUGACGAGAAGGAAAGAUAGAAAAGCAAAAGAAUGGAAAUAGUUACGUCGGCAUGAUACUCCAAAGAAACUGUACCACUGUACAUGCUCCGCGUAUACCUUUUAAAUAUAAGAUUAAAUUUAAUCGUACGCUGUAAGUAAUAAUUAAAAACGAAAGCAAAACAAAAAAGUAAGAUAAUCGAAGAAUUACCAUACACAUACUCACAUAUACACGCAUACACACAGCAUACACACACACAAACACACAUACACGUACAACACACAUAAAAUAAUUAUAUCGAUGAGCAAUGGACUCGAAACGUGAUAUUAGGCCGAAGCUUGCCUCGAGAUUGCUUAAGGACUCACUCGUACUGCACUGCCUGUUUAGGGUUUCGCUAGCGACCCAACAUAUUAUCGGCACAAUAAUUUUUCUUAAGCAACGUAAAAACGAGAAAAUAAGAAUAACGUUCUUCGAAUCUACACGCGUUCGGCCAGUAUAGCACGACGAUUGUGUGUGUACGUUCACUACGUGUUGAUAACACGCUGAUUUACCGCCUAUCAGCACUCCGGUCGUUCACCGGUCAUCCUUCUUGAAUUAGAUUAGUGACGCGAGCACGCGCAUUGACGACGAACGAUGUCAAUCGGACUCUUAAAAAAAAAAAAAGAACAAUGAGAAUCAUUAGAAAAAAAAAUCUUUCAACUGCCAAUGAAAAAUAGGUCCGACAGUGCAUUCGAUUCAUUUCGUACGAAGCGUUGACGUUGAUUAAAUAACUAGUGUAAUUAAGUGGAGAAGGACAACCGAUAGAGACGUACCGCCGGAAGGCAGGUGCACGUGCACACACACACGCUGAUCAAGCCGAAGUUCAUAUGUAAUUAGAGAGACGAAGGAGUUAAUAAAACACGAAAGCGUACACACCAUACACACAUGACAGACACACAAGAGAUACGUACACUCACAAGCAGCAGACAGAGAACACACAGACGCGCACGUAAUACAAGAGAGGCGUUCUUCGAAACCCACCUAAUUCUCACCAAACGCAUCGGAUCAUCUUGAAUCACGUGAGAUCGAAGGCCGGCAAUCGCCGAUCGCGGGGGGUUCUCGGGCGAAUCUACGGGCUAAUCAUUAUCGAGCUGCGCGACCUAACACGAGAACAUAUAUACUCCGACGAAGGGGUUAACCUGCAGCGGCGCGCUCGUUUUCCCUCUUACACUUUUUUUCUAAUUUUCUCUACACGUGCGACCGUAAAGACACCCCACGUGGGAUCGGCCCGGCCCGCGACUCCCGGCGUUUUACUUUCUUUAUAGUACAAACACUUAUUUAUACAUACGUACGUAUAUUAUACAUAUUUAUUAUAAAUAUUAGCAAGGGCCCUACUCACGAUUCAACUAUACUUCGACGAACCAUAACGGCGAGAGGAAGAGGAAGAAGAUGCGUAACAAGAAGCGGCGUGGACGCCACCAAAACGCUCUAUACGAUUUUUGUUAAAAUAUGCAUGUAUGCGUGUGUAGCGAAGCCGGAUUCAAACCGAGCGAAUAAACGUGAACAAACACGAAUGAACGAGUCUCUUCGAUCAAGACCGCGUUCAGGAACUUCACACGGAUUUAUCCAGGUAUUUUAUCUUUGUUGUUUAUUGUUAAACAAAGAAUGUUAAACAAAGAUAAAGUGAUACCUAGGUGCAUCCUUUAUAAUAUUGCGAUACCAUUUGUAUUCAUCGACAUUGUUCAUUCGUGUAUUUCAUGUUUGAUCACAAUCGUCUGCUCGGCUCGGAUCUAACUUGACGUGCGAGGAAAGAUGAACGUGCGAGAAUACGUGGACGAGUGAAUGAAGUAAGAACGAAAGUAGACUAACGAUAAAGUCGGAUCUAGACCGAGUAAACGAGCGCGAACAAACGUGAAUGAACAACUUGUUUCCAACGAACCGACGUUACGAGCGUACUGGCAAUGUCAUUCGCGGUUAUUGAAGCAAGUUGUUCAUUCACGUUUGUCCGCGCUCAUUUACUCGAUCUGUAUGCGGUUUUACACGUGAGUAAAUGCGGUUGUUAAGACAAAAUAGAGAGCAUAUAAUGUAACAUACACGAUCACGCAGAUAACAAAAGAAUAAAAAAAGGCAUACGAUAAAAGUUAAGAAAUAACGGAGGUGACACGAAAGAGUACCAAUAUUCUAAAGUAAUUCUAAUGGUUGAAUUAAUAAUUUGAUAAUUAAUUGAUAUUGUAAAUUGUAAACGACGUAGCGUGUAGCGUAUUAAUCAACGAGAGCGACGAACGCGACGAGUAUUUAUUAAUUAAUUAUUAUAUCCGGGCGGGAGUAUUACGAUGUGAGAUAAAUAUGUGGAAGGACGGGGGAGGAGGUGCUGAAGGACUCGCGCCGGCAGAAUGGUACCAAUUUUUAUCGUCAAUCGCGUAAAAUCGUUUAAUAUGUUACUAGCGAUAAAAACGUAUUGGAUGCAUGUGAGAUGUAUGUAAUGCUGAGGAUGUAAAAGAGAACAAAUCUCUGUCGAAUCAACGUUCGCUGUAGACGUUGGAAAAACGCUCUUGACAACGUGAUCAUAAUACAUGUUUCGUAAUCAUAUAUUAUACAUGAGAAACACCGUCUCCCCCUUCUGGAUGGAUGUAGCAAAAGGAAGAAUCAUGUACGCGAGAGCAGGUGAUCUAACCAACUGAUUUGUAGAUGUAUAAGUAACGUGUAGAUAUAUCAUAGUUAGAUACAACGAUCUCAAGAGGUCACGCAGUGUGGAUGAGCGUGCGAAAAUGAGAUGGAGAGAGAGAGAGAGAGAGAGAGAGAGAGAGAGAGAGAGAGAGAGAGA